AUGGUGGGCGGCAAGGAAGUCAUGUCUCCCUCGGUCAUGAUCUCGCCUCCCCACAUCGACGUCGAUCUCUACAAAUCAUUCGACGAGCUGCACCAACGCACAGUGGAUAAGAUCCUUUCCGAUGAGGCGAGCUUCGAAACCAGCUUUGACGACUACAGUGGUAGCGAUGGGAUAAACGCCGAUGAUGACCAAAAGCAAUGUGGUGAAGACCAGGUCUCGAACCUUGCCACUGUUAAAGAUUCUGGAUAUGCGGACUCGCCGUAUUUCUCAACCAAAAAGCGUUCUAGGACCCAGAGGACGGCUCAGAGACACAUCAGUCGGAAUGAUUCGAAUGACGACGAGGGAUAUGAUGAUAGAGAUAGCUUGGCUGAUGUGGAUUUGGGUGGACACAAUGCCCACCAGACCGUUGAUAACGGCGAACAUCUAGAUGACGCUUCUGAGGAGGAUAUUAUCUUUGCUUCUGUGGAUCUAGAUCGACGGAUGGAACUACUCACCUUCAUCACUUCGCAUUCUUUUAUGGAAAAGGGCGAGUAUCCUGUGCUACGGUCCGCGCGACGGAGAUUCGUGCGUGACCUACGUCGGCAGAGCUUAUCGGUUGGCAUGAAAGAGGCUGAUCUGGGGCCACUGAUGGCGUAUGUCAAGAGGACUUAUCUUGAGCUAUUUGGGAAUGGUCCUGGCAGUUGGGAUGGUUCACAGUUCGGUGAUGAGAUCCAGGAUGAGUCCAGUAGCCAAGAGAGUCGAUCCAAGUCGUCGAAAAAGGAGAAGAAGAGGAAGCGAAACACUGAUGAGGAUCAAGGGACAGCAUCGAAGGAGAACGUGAAGGCUACCUCGAAGAAGCGGAUGUCGCAUGGGCUAGUCGCUAAUGGGGAUGGUAUGGAGCACGAUGCUGCUGUACCGAAUCCGACAGGUUCGAUCUCGAAGCCUCUUGCGGAUCGCCCCCAAGUCACAGAAAACGAGGCUACGGCAGUUGCUGAAGAGGCGCCUAAGAUCACUAUUGAUCUAUGCAAGAGUGAUGGAGAAGGUGCAGAUACACCGACCGAAUCACAUAAUUUGUUACAGCCUCUCAUUGAGCAUAUCGAAGCUGCGGAAAAGAAGCACUCCCUUCCCUCGUGUUCUGAGUCUAAGGCAAAGUCAUGCUCCCCCAAGCAGAAGAAAAAUGCAGAACUUCGUUCAUCCCAGCAAUCGCCGAACAAAAGACCCACGAACGCGCGGCCGUCUUCGAAGUCACCGCCUAAGCAUGAUGAAAAGGAGAAGGAUACCGAGAUGAAUGCGUCUCAAGUAUGUUCACCUAAGGAUGAAGAUCGCUCGAUUGCAAAAUCCCGACAGCCUGGACCAUCCAUGGACGACAAGGCUAAGGAGCAAGAUCCUGCGCUGUCCAAGAAGGAAAGGAAUAAACGGAAGCGUAACAACCGCAAGCUUCGGAAGAAGAAGUACAACAUUUUUCGUGCAAGUCUUUCGGAACCAGAAGAAUUCAAACCGUCCACAGGGGAAUCCGACCUAUCGAAAAAUGGCAUGCCAAAAACAGCCUCACAGAAUGUCGUGACUCUGGAAGAUCUUGCCAUCUUGGACGAGGAAUUUUGGGAUCUGGAGGAUUUUUAG
This is a messenger RNA of Aspergillus ibericus CBS 121593, 1599 nucleotides long. RefSeq lists its product as uncharacterized. The transcript has a single exon. Bases 1 to 1599 code for a protein of 532 amino acids. NCBI's taxonomy places the organism in Eukaryota, Fungi, Ascomycota, Eurotiomycetes, Eurotiales, Aspergillaceae. The record is from RefSeq and is a predicted model, not a curated record.